AUGAAAGAGUUCAAACCCACCAUGAAUAGAGAGAAAGAGCUAGAAAAGAAAGACAAGAAGAAGAAAGGUUUCCCUCAAAUCAUAUGGCUCAAAGAUCAGUGGAGGAAGAGCAAGAAAGAAAGGGAUCAGCAACCAAUGUCUCCAUUUUUGGCGUUCACAACUGACGCCAUGAGGCUGUUGGAGGAAGAGCAGCAUCUUCAGUUGAAAAAGAAAAAAAGAGAUCCAUUAAAACCGAAGACAUCUAUGGAGGAGAAGACAUCUAUGGAGGCUAGGCUCAGGGCAGAGCGUGCUGCAUUUGCCAUAACACUUGAGAGAUUUGUAGGAGUUGAAGGUGAAUCAGCUCAGAGGUGUAAAGCAAGGUUAGAGAGGCAUCGAAGAACUACUGAACGUGUUGCAAAAGCUCUAGCAGAGAAGAACAUGCGUGAUCUUCUUGCUCAAAGAGAGCAAGCAGAGAGAAAUAGAUUGGUCGAAGCUCUUGAUGCUGAAGUGAAGAGAUGGUCGAGUGGGAAAGAAGCGAACUUGCGUGCAUUACUUUCGACACUGCAAUAUAUCCUUGGGCCUGAUAGUGGUUGGCAGCGAAUUCCCUUGGCUGAAGUUAUUACUUCUGCGAUUGUUAAGAAAGCUUACAAGAAAGCCACUCUAUGUGUUCACCCUGACAAAUUACAACAACGUGGUGCAAGUGUUCAGCAAAAGUAUAUAUGUGAAAAGGUUUUUGAUCUUCUGAAGGAAGCUUGGAACGGAUUCAACUCAGAGGAGCAGUAG
Camellia sinensis is the source of this 762-nucleotide messenger RNA. The record is from RefSeq and is a predicted model, not a curated record. Lineage: Eukaryota; Viridiplantae; Streptophyta; Magnoliopsida; Ericales; Theaceae.